AUGGUUCGCACACCGUCGCUUUCCAUCUCUUCCGGCGACAUGGACAAGGAAAAAGCCAACCAAACCCUGUCGUCUGCCUUUGCCUCCAUGAUGGCCGUCGGCGCUCCACACCAGACUUCACGAAAUCUCUUCGCCGCCUCUCCUUCCGCCUCACAGCUCAAGAUUGAUGAUGCAAGUGACUCGCGCCAAGAUCGCUCUUCCACCUCAUCGAAGAACGAAGAUGAACGCUCACAAAGAAAGUCGCGCCGUUUCAGCGCUUUCAGUCGAUCCAGUCGAAGCGUCUCGCCUUUCCGUUUCGGUUCCAAGAAGCGUUCUGCGUCAGCGAACCGACUCAAGAUCAAUCCGGAUGAAGAUGUUAGCGAGCGCGAGAAAGACAGCGACAGCGAGUCCGUCACCAGCUCUGGCUCGGGUAUCGCUCCACGCAACAGUGCCUUUUACAACCACGAUGACGAAGACGACCUCGACGCUUCCAUCCCUCACUCACAUCGUCGCCAUCAUCCGGCAUCACUGUACGGUUCUGAAUCACAGCUGCCCAAGGCUAGUUCCUCUACCAGCCUCACCUCAACCACGCAGCCUGCCGAUGAUGCACACGACGCGGAAGCCGACGUCGAGUCCGAUGACGCCUCGGUCACUUCCGAUCUCGACGCAAAGCAUCCGUUCACAAAUGUAGACGAAGCGGACAACAAAGACCAAGAAGACGAAGACGAUCCGGACGAGAUCGAUCCCAUUGUGCUUGACAAUACCAUCUACAAUGCAGAGUAUCUCACUUCUCACGAGCAUUGGCACGGUGCCUCCGAGCACGGCCAUCCGCAUUUCGAAACGUACGAAGACGAGGACCUCGAGAGGGAUGACGAGCACAUUACCGCACCCAACGUCGUACUGAGCGAGGACCAGGUAUCCACCUUCCUGCAGCGUCGCGGCUCCAAAAUGCUCUCGCUUACUACCACCCGACCCCGCUACGAGCGCAACCGAUGCACCAUCGGCAUCAGUCAUGGAGACGCCGACGCUGCGGCCAAAAAGAGCAAGCGUCCUAAGCGAUACGUCGUGGCUAGCGAUGGCUCGGAGGAAUCUUCCUACGCCGUCGAAUGGACUAUCGGCACGGUACUCAGGGACGGCGAUGAGAUGCUGGUCGUGUCCGUUAUGGAGACCGACACAAAGCUCGACGCGCUCGAUCCUACACACGAGGAAGCCGCGGCGAGGAUGGAGCACCAACGCAUCCGUCAGGCCAUGGCAUCGGUACUCGCAAAGCAAGCAACGCAUCUCCUGGAGCGCACCCGGCUCGAAGUCAAGAUCUCAUGCCAAGCCAUCCACGCCAAAAACGCACGCCACAUGCUGCUGGAUCUCAUUGACUUCUACGAGCCCACCAUGGUUGUCGUGGGCUCGCGUGGUCUCGGCUCGUUGAAGGGUAUCUUGCUCGGCUCUACCUCACACUACCUGGUGCAGAAGUCGUCGGCACCCGUCAUGGUGGCGCGAAAACGGCUCAAGCUACCCGCUUUGCCGCGCGGGAAGGGCGAUGUGGUCGAGUCCGUGCGUGCUCGCCAUAUGCGGCUGGACCAGGCUUCGAUCGAAAAGGCGUCCAACGUGGGCGAAGAUGUGCCGUCGGACAAAGAUGCUCAGGGCGAGGGGACAGGUGGCGACGACAGCUCGCCUGACAACGAGGACGGCUCCGCAGACAAAGUGGACAGUGCUCCAACGGAUGCGGCUGCUGUGACGGGCGACACGACAACUGCAAUUCCGGCUGCUACUACAGCAUCGUCUACACCACCCCCCACAAACAGCGCGGCACCUUCCAAGCCGCUUGCCAAUGCGGAUGGCAGCCCCAAACUGCAACGCAAAGGCUCCAAAGCCGGCCACUCCGCCAUCUCGCACACCUCGCUCGACGGCGAGGCGGAAACGCGCAUUCAGAUCCAGCAACGCAAAGAGGAGGCCGCGCGGCUCCACGAAGGCGACAAGAAACGACAUGCCUUCGGCUCGCACCAUCUCAAGACAUCCAAGGCUCAGCCCAGUGACGACGACACAGAUCCAACCGACGACAAUCUCAACCCCACCGCUUCGGCUCGGACCAUAGACGCAGCUGCCGCCAAGCAGCAGUGA
Sporisorium graminicola is the source of this 2094-nucleotide messenger RNA. RefSeq lists its product as uncharacterized. The record is from RefSeq and is a predicted model, not a curated record. The transcript has a single exon. Lineage: Eukaryota; Fungi; Basidiomycota; Ustilaginomycetes; Ustilaginales; Ustilaginaceae. Bases 1 to 2094 code for a protein of 697 amino acids.